Molecule: messenger RNA, 2335 nt
Organism: Pungitius pungitius (ninespine stickleback)
Lineage: Eukaryota; Metazoa; Chordata; Actinopteri; Perciformes; Gasterosteidae
Gene: tapbpl
Product: TAP binding protein like
Exons: 8
Coding region: 341-1627 (428 amino acids)
Biological process (GO): antigen processing and presentation of endogenous peptide antigen via MHC class I; peptide antigen assembly with MHC class I protein complex
Cellular component (GO): membrane; MHC class I peptide loading complex
Molecular function (GO): MHC class I protein complex binding; TAP complex binding
Source: RefSeq, a predicted model, not a curated record
UUGGCUAGUGGCGUCUGCUCUCUUUCACUUUCUUCCUUCCACUGCUGCGUACGCGCACGAUCCCGAGCUCCUGCCGGCGUCCAGCUCACAGUUUGUUUGUUGGAUUAUUUGACAUCAGCCUAAAUAGACGUAGUUGUUCGCGCGGUAGAUGUGACGAAGGGAAGGCUGUAAACACUCAAAACUACAGCGGCGCGAUGAUCUGCGUCAGGUGUCGAAGUCAAAAGCGAAAGUGCGUUCUGUGCUUUUGUGUUUGUUUCACUUUGUUUAAGUGGUUUACUCUGCUGACUUAAAACUACUCCUUUUGCACUGUUGAUUUACUCAAACGCGGAAACAAGAUCCCAUGAAGAUGAUUGUGGUGAUUUUGUUUGGAUUCUUCCUGACGUGCGUUUGUGCUGACGGGGUUGCAGAUGUGGUACUUUCCUGCACCCUGGUGGAGGAGGGGAUGGGAGGAGGGACAUCCUUCACGCGAACCCCAGCAACUCUCAUCUUGAGAGGAGUCACAGUGCCUUCCGACGAAUCACUUGAAACACUCACUCCGUUUUUGCCGACAUCAAUCCCAGACCCAGAGGCCAUCCUAUUGGAAGUUAAAGUGUCAUCACCCGAGAUCCCCAAUGCACAUGUGUUGCUCCAUGCGGACUGCAAUGAGCAGGAGGUGAUGUGCGAAAUGAGCCGUUACUCCCCUCACGGAUCCCAGGAAAGUCCAGGAUCAACUUAUUUCAUGGUGUCCCUUGAGGUGGAGGGAGUGGAGUUCGGCACUUCGUUGAUUCUGCAGACUUUGGUGGUAGAGAAGGAUGAGUCGACCCUCAUUCAAAACAAACUGGGUCUGCCUCUUAGCCGCUCAGGAACUCUUCUGUCUGAGGUGAUCUUCUUGGUCUAUUCCCACAUGAAGUCUGUGUCUGCCCCUCUGAGGGGCGACGCCAUCCUCGACUGUGGCUUCAAGCAGCAAGAGAUGCCUUUAGCGCAGGAAGUGGCCGUUGAAUGGCGACUGCAGCACAGGGGGAAAGGGUGGAAAGUGCUCGAAAUUAAGACACGGCUGGAUGAGGCAGAAGGGAGUGCAGUGGUGCAUGCAGAGAGGACUGGAUCAAGCAUUGAUGCUUCCCAGAUUGUUGGAGAGGGGAACGUCUCUGUGAUUCUGACCAAGCUGAAGGUCCUGGACGAGGGGACCUACAUCUGUACCGUCAGCAUUGGCCCUUUUCACGCGCAGCAGGUCAUUCAACUCCAGGUUAUUCAACCACCUCAUGUGUCCCUUUCAGAGGAGAAAUUGGUUUUAAACACAAAGUCCUCUCAGACGCUGACCUGCUAUUGCGCUAACUAUUAUCCACUGGAUGCUCAGAUGGAGUGGCUGUCCCUCUCUGCUGCAGACACAGAGCCCACGGUGCUUCCGGACCAGGGCUCUCUGUCCAGCCACCGGCAGCAUGGCGAUGGGACUUAUUCCCUCUCGUCUCACCUCUCUGUGGCCUCCACUGUCCCCCCCGGGACGAUUAUUACCUGCAGGGUGUCUCACCCGGCCCUGCAAGCUCCUCUCUCUGUCAGCCUGGUGGUAGAAAGUCCACAACCAGGUUCCUAUUGGUGGGUUCUGGGUUUCCUGGUCGUCACUUUGCUUUUUUUCUACCAGGUCAUGAGCUAAAUUAAUCUAAAGCCCAGCCCAGAGUGACUUUUUUCUGUGUGUCAUUUGCAAGUCUGUAAGAUAUUCCUGAUUUCAUUAGGAGAUUUAAUUUCUCCAAAGCAUCCUAUGUUUGGCCUGUUUCGAGCUGACUGGGUCAUUGUAAAAGGUAUGUCAGUGCAUCAGUGCAUUUUUUGUAUUGAAUCUAGAAACCGGUCAAAUCUCUUUAAGAUAAAUACAAAAUUAUUACAGUGUAAUAAGUAAUCUUAUAUCACUUAAAUUAAAGUAAGUCGGCUAAAAUGCCAAGAGAAUAUAACAAAGGUUCUGUUGAGGAUUUAUUUAUUGGCAUCAGCAAAAGUGUAAAGCAUGCAUUUGUCUUUGCAAAUCCGGUUGCAUCGUCUCACUGCAUUUUCAGGUUGUAAAUCACAAAACAUAUUCCCAUAUCUCUGAUAAUUGCCUCAUAAUACUGUUACACAAUAUCAUCAGAUAAUUACAACUAACUGCAACAAUUCUGCACCUGUAUUUUAUUAACUCUCUAAAUCAGUCUGAAGAAAGGAAAACCAAGUUUUCUUUUAUCAAACAUCCCUCCAAAACCUGAAAGAAUUUACACAUUUUCAGGAGCGUAAUCUGACAUAUGUGUACUAUUGUUACAUUACUACAUGUUUUAGCAGUUUACUAUAGUUCUUUGCUGUCUCUGAAUAUUAAUAAAUUAAUAAAAUCUGUCAAACUUUU